AGCGACAGCAAAGUUGGAAACAGCAGCAGAGUAGAUCAUGGUCAGCUCCAAGGCUUUCCUCCUUGCCAUCCUUGGUUGUGCCAGCUUAUGCAGUUCUGUCCUAGCUGCUCGUGAGCUGAGCGAUGCGGCCAUGGUCGAAAGGCACGAGAAUUGGAUGGUUGAGUAUGGCCGUGUCUACAAGGAUGCAGCUGAGAAGGCACGGCGUUUUGAGGUGUUCAAGGAUAAUGUGGCAUUUGUCGAGUCAUUCAAUACCAAUAAGAACAACAAGUUCUGGCUUGGUAUCAACCAGUUUGCUGAUCUGACCAUUGAAGAGUUCAAAGCAAACAAAGGUUUCAAACCAAUUUCAGCAGAAAAGGUUCCAACAACUGGAUUCAAGUAUGAGAACUUGAGUGUCAGUGCGCUUCCGACAGCUGUGGACUGGAGGACCAAGGGAGCUGUCACACCUAUCAAGAACCAAGGCCAAUGUGGUUGCUGCUGGGCAUUCUCGGCUGUAGCUGCCAUGGAGGGCAUUGUGAAGCUAAGCACGGGCAACCUCAUCUCACUCUCCGAGCAAGAACUGGUGGACUGCGACACCCACAGCAUGGAUGAGGGUUGCGAGGGCGGCUGGAUGGAUAGUGCCUUUGAGUUCGUCAUCAAGAAUGGAGGCCUCGCCACCGUGUCGAGCUAUCCAUAUAAGGCAGUAGACGGCAAAUGCAAGGGUGGAUCAAAGAGCGCUGCAACCAUCAAAGGUCACGAGGACGUGCCAGUGAACGACGAGGCUGCACUCAUGAAGGCCGUGGCCAAUCAACCCGUGUCUGUCGCUGUCGAUGCGAGUGAUAGGACUUUUAUGCUUUAUUCCGGUGGUGUGAUGACUGGCUCUUGUGGCACUGAGCUGGAUCAUGGGAUUGCUGCCAUCGGGUAUGGCGUGGAGAGUGAUGGCACAAAGUAUUGGAUUUUGAAGAAUUCUUGGGGCACCACAUGGGGAGAGAAGGGAUUCCUAAGGAUGGAGAAGGACAUUUCUGACAAACAAGGAAUGUGUGGCCUUGCCAUGAAGCCUUCGUACCCCACAGAGUAG
Molecule: messenger RNA, 1054 nt
Organism: Sorghum bicolor (sorghum)
Lineage: Eukaryota; Viridiplantae; Streptophyta; Magnoliopsida; Poales; Poaceae
Product: senescence-specific cysteine protease SAG39
Exons: 2
Coding region: 38-1054 (338 amino acids)
Cellular component (GO): lysosome
Molecular function (GO): cysteine-type endopeptidase activity
Source: RefSeq, a predicted model, not a curated record